This is a messenger RNA of Scomber japonicus (chub mackerel), 1453 nucleotides long. RefSeq names its product phospholipase A2, group XIIA (gene pla2g12a). The record is from RefSeq and is a predicted model, not a curated record. Gene Ontology annotation, biological process: lipid catabolic process; phospholipid metabolic process; arachidonate secretion. Gene Ontology annotation, molecular function: calcium ion binding; A2-type glycerophospholipase activity. NCBI's taxonomy places the organism in Eukaryota, Metazoa, Chordata, Actinopteri, Scombriformes, Scombridae. Bases 215 to 799 code for a protein of 194 amino acids. The transcript is spliced from 4 exons. Gene Ontology annotation, cellular component: extracellular region.
GAAAACGAAAUCCACAGCUGCGCCAGGUACUCUCUCUACACAUCCAUGGGCAGGUAAAUCUCUCGUCCCAUCUCUCUCGUUUCAGCAGUGAAAUGAAACCAAGACGUGACACUUGAAAUGCCAUCAAGACGACGUUUUGGAGCAAUAAAUCCGCCUCAUUGACACAACAGUUCCGGGAGAAGCUGGUGUCCGGCUCCGUCGUCGGGUGUGGACUAUGCACUUCAGCGGCCACAUCAGUGUUUUUCUCCUGGCUUUGUACACCUGUGGAUGUCUCCCACAUGUUUCCGCCUGCAAACAGGAGCCAGAGACUCCAGACUGGAGGAUGACUCUGAAAACUAUCCGUAACGGGAUACACAAGAUCGACAAAUAUCUCAAUGCAGCUCUGGACCUGUUUGGGGGCGAUGACGGACUGUGUCAUUACAGGUGUAGUGAUGCAGGGUACAAGCCGGUGCAUCGUCCUGGAUAUAAGCAGCCCCCACCCAAUGGCUGUGGCUCCCCACUGUUUGGAUUUCAGUUUGACAUAGGUAUCCCGUCCAUGACAAAAUGCUGUAACCAACAUGACCGCUGCUAUGACACCUGCAACCGUGAGAAGCACGAGUGUGAUGACCAGUUCCAGGACUGUCUCGAGACCAUCUGCAGGAAUGUGCAAAAGACUCUGGGACUGGCCCACAGUGUCCAAGCAUGUGAGUCAGCAGUGACUCUGCUGUUUGACGCUGUCAUGCACAUGGGAUGUAAGCCGUACCUGGACAGCCAGCGAGACUCCUGCGUGUGUCAGUUUGAAAUUAAGAAGGAACUGUGACACCAUCGAUACGAACCCGAAUUGUGGACUGCACUAAUACAAAAGCACAACAUGAACGUCAGCAAUAAACUCUUGCGUUCAGACUUGUGGAUUUCCUCAGGAAUAGAAUCUGACAUUUAUCUGUGCUGCUCUUCUACGAUGUAUUGAAGUUGAAUGUGAAAAUAUCUAGUUUAUAGAGUGCACAGUUGUAUGCGGUUAAUUAUUUAUAUUUGUGUUAAUACUGUUUGAUAUGUUUGUGCUGUGGAGGAGAGGUAACAGGGUGUUCAACUUUUGCAUACCCAGAUAAGAUCGAGUCUGUGGUUUAUGCCUCCAGCCUUUAUAACUUCCUAGUUAAUAACUUUGUACUUUGUAUGCAGGUCCACUGAAAGAAAGAGAAAGAGAAACAUUUCCAGUAAGACAAUUAAUAAUACAGACAUCAAUCUAGGUGGAAAUGGUGUAGCUCUCCUCUGAGAAUCAGCAUCUGCUUUUAAACUGAACACAUUGUGCCAAAUUACAGUCUUUGUAGGAAAUUAUUAGGAGAAUUUUACCCAAAAAUCACCGCCCUGUGCCUCCUUCCAUGACCCUAAAAGCAAUAUGUGACAAGCAAGAGUCUGUUUCUACAGCUCCUUGGUUUUCCAAAACCCUAGUUUUAAAAAAUGUAUUGGUAUACUCAAC